This is a messenger RNA of Debaryomyces tyrocola, 1920 nucleotides long. NCBI's taxonomy places the organism in Eukaryota, Fungi, Ascomycota, Pichiomycetes, Serinales, Debaryomycetaceae. The record is from the annotation of a GenBank genome assembly.
AUGUCGUUGAUUUCUAAUAGAAAAAGGCCAAGAGGUUUCAGUGAAGCAUUUGAUACGACGUCAGAUAAGACAGCAUCAAAUAAAACAAAAACAAGCAACGGCUAUUUCGAUACUAAUUCGUCGUCGUCGGGGUCGACAUAUAACGACAUAUCACCCAGCUCGAGUAAUAACCUAAAUUUGAAUAUGAAUAUAAACUUAAACGAAUCUGAUACCACUAUAAAUACGAAUGAUUCGAAUAAUAAGAAGGUAAAUUUUGGAAUGGAUGGUUACAGCAAGGACCAUGCGGUGAUUGAAGAUUUGGAUUCGGAAUGUGACGAGGAUGACGAUAUAAUUAUCCUCGAGGAAAGACAAAUUAAUCGUACCAAAUCAAAGAGGAACAAUUCUGAUUCGGUUUUGACAUAUACUGAUGCAUUUGCAGCGUAUAAUAUGUUCAAUGUUAAUAAUACUGAGGAUUUUGAGAUUAGCCACACUAGUUUUCCUAUAUCCAAUACGAAGAAGCAAAGAACCAAUUCAUUGCCUCAGUUACCUCAAGUGAAAUGUUUCUAUAAUAAACCAAUCAAUUAUGUUUUGCAGUAUCCUAAGUUAGGAAAUAUCAGAACAGACAUUAUUCCCCACCAAAUGAAUUUACCCCCCUGCGACGAUAAGGAUGGCCAUUAUAUUAUUAAGAUUAAUGACUUGUUUGCCAAUAGAUUUGUAAUACUAAAAUUAUUGGGACAAGGGACGUUUGGUAAAGUGGUCGAAUGCUACGACAAGGUAAAUCGUGAAACGGUUGCCAUCAAGAUAAUAAGAAACAUACCCAAGUAUAGAGAUGCUGCUAAGAUUGAAUUACGAAUUUUGUCCACGUUGAAGAAGUUUGACAACCAAAAUGACAACCAUUGCAUUCAUCUUCGUGAAUGUUUCGAUUUUAGGGGACAUAUUUGUAUCGUCACAGAUUUAUUGCAAAUUUCAUUGUACGAUUUCUUGGAAAAAAAUAAAUAUAUUGCAUUUCCAGGUUCACAUAUACAAGCUAUUUCAAAGCAGCUUAUCAGAUCGGUCACCUUUUUGCAUGACUUGAGUUUAAUUCACACUGAUUUGAAACCGGAAAAUAUAUUAUUACAUGAUGAUUCCUUUAACAAGAAGUUGUUGCGGAGUAAUACGAUCACCGCAAGCUACAUAAAUUUAACAAAAUUGAACGAAUCAUCUAAUAAGAAAAUUCCGAAGUAUUCAAAGAUUUUAAAAGAUCCCUUGAUACAAAUAAUUGACUUUGGGAGUGCUAUUUUUGACGAUGAAUAUCAUUCGUCUAUUGUAUCAACAAGGCAUUAUAGAGCCCCGGAAAUUGUGUUGGGUGUUGGCUGGUCGUUUCCGUGUGAUAUGUGGUCGGUAGGAUGCAUUUUAGUUGAAUUAGUGAUAGGCGAGCCUUUGUUUAAGACGCACGAUAACCUAGAACAUUUGGCAAUGAUUGAAAAAGUUUGUGGCCAUAAAAUAGACAAAUCAAUGGUAUUGUUGUCGAAAGCUAAAGAAAAUGAGUGUGGAUUACAGUAUUUUACCGACGAGUAUAACGGAUUUAGCGACGACGAAAGCGAACAAGAUGACGACGUAAUUGUUGAUGAUGAGUUGACUAGGGGGAACAGUCUAUCGUUAAUAUUUCCUACAGAGUCUACACCCCAAAAAUUUAUUAAUAGUGUCAACUUGCUAGCACGGAUUGACUUAUUUAUCAGUUCGAGGAUUGGUCUCAAUAUUAAUCUUGAUUAUUCGUUGUCGAAGAAUUUCGAUAAGAACAAGCAUUUGAUUAAUUUUGGCAAUUUCACGUUCUGGUGGUUUUUCAUCGACUUGCUCAAGAAUCUUUUGAUUAUUAAUCCCGAUGAUAGACUAACGGCAUUGGAGGCGUUGGAUCACCCAUGGUUUAACCUUGGCAUUGAGGAUGAGGGAACUGUCGGUUGA